Messenger RNA from Urocitellus parryii (Arctic ground squirrel), 4374 nucleotides. Lineage: Eukaryota; Metazoa; Chordata; Mammalia; Rodentia; Sciuridae. The record is from RefSeq and is a predicted model, not a curated record.
GCAACUGGAUAACAAUCGCAUCAGCUGCAUUGAAGAUGGAGCCUUCCGAGCGCUGCGCGACCUGGAGAUCCUCACCCUCAAUAACAACAACAUUAGCCGCAUCCUGGUCACGAGCUUCAACCACAUGCCGAAGAUCCGGACUCUGCGUCUUCACUCCAACCAUUUAUACUGCGACUGCCACCUGGCCUGGCUCUCAGAUUGGCUGCGCCAGCGGCGGACAAUUGGCCAGUUCACACUCUGCAUGGCUCCUGUGCACCUGAGGGGCUUCAAUGUGGCGGAUGUGCAGAAAAAGGAGUACGUGUGUUCAGGUGCCCACUCAGAGGCCCCAUCCUGCAAUGCCAACUCUCUCUCCUGCCCUUCCGCCUGCACCUGCAGUAACAGCAUCGUGGACUGCCGAGGAAAAGGGUUGACGGAGAUCCCCGCCAAUCUGCCAGAGGGCAUCGUGGAGAUACGUCUGGAACAGAAUUCCAUCAGAUCCAUCCCCGCAGGAGCCUUCACCCAGUACAAGAAACUGAAGCGAAUAGACAUCAGCAAGAAUCAGAUAUCGGACAUAGCUCCAGACGCCUUCCAGGGCCUGAAGUCGCUCACAUCGCUGGUACUCUACGGGAACAAGAUCACUGAGAUUGCCAAGGGACUCUUUGACGGAUUGGUGUCCCUGCAGCUGCUCCUCCUCAAUGCCAACAAGAUCAACUGCCUGCGGGUAAACACCUUCCAGGACCUGCAGAGCCUCACCCUGCUCUCCCUGUACGACAACAAGCUGCAGACCAUCAGCAAGGGGCUCUUCGCCCCUCUGCAGUCCAUCCAGACACUCCACUUAGCCCAAAACCCGUUUGUGUGCGACUGCCACUUGAAGUGGCUGGCUGACUACCUCCAGGACAACCCCAUCGAGACAAGUGGGGCCCGCUGCAGCAGCCCACGCCGGCUGGCCAACAAGCGCAUCAGCCAGAUCAAGAGCAAGAAGUUCCGCUGCUCAGGCUCCGAGGACUACCGCAGCCGGUUGAGCAGCGAGUGCUUCAUGGACCUCGUGUGCCCCGAGAAGUGCCGCUGUGAGGGCACCAUUGUGGACUGCUCCAACCAGAAGCUGGCCCGCAUCCCGAGCCACAUCCCCGAAUAUGCCACGGACCUGAGACUGAACGACAACGAGAUAUCUGUUCUAGAGGCCACGGGCAUCUUUAAGAAGUUGCCUAACCUGCGGAAAAUAAACCUGAGCAACAACAAGAUCAAGGAGGUGCGAGAGGGGGCCUUCGACGGGGCGGCCGGCGUGCAGGAGCUCAUGCUGACCGGGAACCAGCUGGAGGCCGUGCAUGGGCGCAUGUUCCGGGGCCUCAGCGGCCUCAAGACCCUGAUGCUGAGGAGCAACAUGAUCAGCUGCGUGGGCAAUGACACCUUCGCAGGCCUGAGCUCUGUGAGGCUGCUGUCCCUCUACGACAACCGGAUUACCACCAUCACCCCUGGGGCCUUCACCACGCUCGUCUCCCUGUCCACCAUAAACCUCCUGUCCAACCCCUUCAACUGCAACUGCCACCUGGCCUGGCUCGGCAGGUGGCUGAGGAAGAGGCGGGUUGUCAGCGGGAACCCCAGGUGCCAGAAGCCCUUCUUCCUCAAGGAGAUCCCCAUCCAGGACGUGGCCCUCCAGGACUUCACCUGUGACGGCAACGACGAGAGCAGCUGCCCGCUGAGCCCUCGCUGCCCAGAGCAGUGCACCUGCCUGGAGACCGUGGUGCGCUGCAGCAACAAGGGGCUCCGCGUGCUCCCCAAAGGCAUGCCCAAGGAAGUGACCGAGCUGUACCUGGAAGGAAACCACUUAACAGCUGUGCCCAGAGAGCUGUCCGCCCUCCGACACCUGACGCUUAUUGACCUAAGCAACAACAGCAUCGGCAUGCUGACCAAUUACACCUUCAGUAACAUGUCUCACCUCUCUACUCUGAUCCUGAGCUACAACCGGCUGAGGUGCAUCCCCGUCCACGCCUUCAACGGGCUGAGGUCUCUCCGCGUGCUGACCCUCCAUGGCAACGACAUUUCCACUGUUCCUGAAGGCUCCUUCAAUGACCUGACAUCCCUUUCCCACCUGGCACUGGGAACCAACCCACUGCACUGUGACUGCAAUCUGCGCUGGUUGUCGGAAUGGGUGAAGGCAGGGUACAAGGAACCUGGCAUCGCCCGCUGCAGCAGCCCCGAGCCCAUGGCCGACAGACUCCUGCUCACCACCCCCACCCAUCGGUUCCAGUGCAAAGGUCCAGUGGAUAUCAACAUUGCGGCCAAGUGCAAUGCCUGCCUCUCCAGCCCAUGCAAGAACAAUGGCACAUGCAGUCAGGACCCUGUGGAGCAGUACCGCUGCACCUGCCCCUACAGCUACAAGGGCAAGGACUGCACCGUGCCCAUCAACACCUGCAUCCAGAACCCCUGCCAGAACGGAGGCACCUGCCACCUGAGCGAGAGCCACAAGGAUGGGUUCAGCUGCUCCUGUCCUCUGGGCUUCGAGGGGCAGCGCUGUGAGAUCAACCCCGACGACUGUGAGGACAACGACUGCGAGAACAAUGCCACCUGCGUGGACGGGGUCAACAACUACGCGUGCGUGUGCCCCCCCAACUUCACAGGUGAGCUGUGUGACGAGGUGAUUGACCAUUGUGUGCCUGAGAUGAACCUCUGUCAGCAUGAGGCCAAGUGCAUCUCCCUGGACAAAGGAUUCAGGUGUGAAUGCRUCCCUGGCUACAGCGGGAAGCUCUGUGAGACAGACAAUGACGACUGCUCGGCUCACAAGUGUCGCCAUGGAGCCCAGUGUGUGGACGCAGUCAAUGGCUACACGUGCAUCUGCCCCCAGGGCUUCAGUGGACUCUUCUGCGAGCACCCCCCGCCCAUGGUUCUGCUGCAAACCAGCCCCUGUGACCAGUAUGAGUGCCAGAACGGGGCUCAGUGCAUCGUGGUGCAGCAGGAGCCCACCUGCCGCUGUCCCCCGGGCUUUGCUGGCCCCAGAUGCGAGAAGCUCAUCACUGUGAACUUCGUGGGCAAGGACUCCUACGUGGAACUGGCCUCCGCCAAGGUCCGGCCACAGGCCAACAUCUCUCUGCAGGUGGCCACUGACAAGGACAAUGGCAUCCUUCUCUACAAGGGAGACAAUGAUCCCCUGGCGCUGGAGCUGUACCAGGGCCACGUGAGGCUGGUCUAUGACAGCCUGAGUGCCCCUCCAACCACGGUGUACAGUGUGGAGACAGUGAAUGAUGGGCAGUUUCACAGUGUGGAGCUGGUGAUGCUGAACCAGACCUUGAACCUGGUGGUGGACAAAGGAGCCCCCAAGAGCCUGGGCAAGCUCCAGAAGCAGCCUGCCGUGGGCAUCAACAGCCCCCUCUACCUUGGAGGCAUCCCCACCUCCACCGGCCUCUCGGCCUUGCGCCAGGGCGCGGACCGACCCCUGGGUGGCUUCCACGGCUGCAUCCACGAGGUGCGUAUCAACAACGAGCUGCAGGACUUCAAGGCCCUCCCGCCACAGUCCCCAGGGGUCUCACCGGGCUGCAAGUCCUGCACCGUGUGCCGGCAUGGCCUGUGCCGCUCCGUGGAGAAGGACAGUGUGGUGUGUGAGUGCCACCCAGGCUGGACUGGCCCGCUGUGCGACCAAGAAGCCCGGGACCCCUGCCUUGGUCACAGCUGCAACCAUGGAAAAUGUGUGGCCACCGGAAGCUCAUAUGUGUGCAAGUGUGUCGAGGGCUAUGGAGGGGCUUUGUGUGACCACAAGAACGACUCUGCCAAUGCCUGCUCAGCCUUCAAGUGCCACCACGGGCAAUGCCACAUCUCAGACCAAGGGGAGCCCCACUGCCUGUGCCAGCCAGGCUUUAGUGGGGAGCACUGUGAGCGAGAGAACCCAUGCCUGGGGGAGGUGGUCCGUGAGGCCAUCCGCCGCCAGAAAGGCUACGCAUCCUGUGCCACAGCCUCCAAGGUGCCCAUCAUGGAAUGUCACGGGGGCUGCGGGUCCCAGUGCUGCCAGCCCAUCCGCAGCAAGCGGCGGAAAUACGUCUUCCAGUGCACAGACGGCUCCUCGUUCGUGGAGGAGGUGGAGAGACACUUGGAGUGUGGCUGCCACCCGUGUUCCUGAGCCCCGCCUGCUGCCUCUCAGACUCCAGCUCGUGGGGUCAGGGACAGCCACGGGCCCCUGUAGAUUUUGGAAUGAAGGAGAGGAAGCAAAAGAAGAAGAGAAUAUUAAGUAUAUUGUAAAAUAAACAAAAAAAUAGAACUUAUUUUUAUUAUGGAAAGUGACUAUUUUCAUCUUUUAUUAUAUAAAUCUAUCACGCCGUCUGAGUAUAUGUACUAUAUCGUGAGUUAUUUUUACCGAGGUUUGUUUUGUGUUGUGUAUUUGUUGUGUUUUUAUAAACAGCUGUUUAA